AUGUAUAGAUGUUAUAAUAAGGAUCAAAUUGAGGUUUGUCAUUCGACUCAUGCAAAUGGUCUUCACUUUGGAGCACGCACGUGCGCUGCCUGUGCAGCUUUCUUCCGGCGAACAAUUAGCGAUGGCAAGAAAUAUGUGUGUAAAAGAAGUCAACGUUGUAACAAUCCAAGCAGAGACGCUACUGGAUAUCGCAAAAUUUGUCGAAGUUGUCGACUGAAGCGAUGCAUGGAUAUUGGGAUGCUCCCAGACAAUGUUCAACAUAAAAGAUCAAUGCGUGAAAGCACAUCGCAACCGAUCAAAAAGUCAUUUGGUGUCAUCUUCCAGCCGGUUUACGAUCACAUACAUGCAAACGAUGGAGCAACUAUUGCAUCCUCUCUUAGAUCUUCUCUGCUGCCUACAGCUGUAGUAGACGACAACGGUUCAUUAACACGAUAA
This is a messenger RNA of Necator americanus (New World hookworm), 435 nucleotides long. RefSeq lists its product as uncharacterized. The record is from RefSeq and is a predicted model, not a curated record. Gene Ontology annotation, biological process: regulation of DNA-templated transcription. NCBI's taxonomy places the organism in Eukaryota, Metazoa, Nematoda, Chromadorea, Rhabditida, Ancylostomatidae. The coding region runs from base 1 to 435 and encodes 144 amino acids. Gene Ontology annotation, molecular function: zinc ion binding; sequence-specific DNA binding; DNA-binding transcription factor activity. The transcript is spliced from 4 exons.